This is a messenger RNA of Lycium barbarum (goji berry), 540 nucleotides long. RefSeq names its product histone H4. NCBI's taxonomy places the organism in Eukaryota, Viridiplantae, Streptophyta, Magnoliopsida, Solanales, Solanaceae. Gene Ontology annotation, molecular function: DNA binding; structural constituent of chromatin; protein heterodimerization activity. Gene Ontology annotation, cellular component: nucleosome. The transcript has a single exon. Gene Ontology annotation, biological process: nucleosome assembly. The record is from RefSeq and is a predicted model, not a curated record. The coding region runs from base 74 to 385 and encodes 103 amino acids.
ACUUCAUUUCUCACCGAAGAAGCAAUUUCAUUCAAAUCCGAAGUUUAAUUAUCAUCAAAUCUCUUUGUUAAAAAUGUCAGGUCGUGGAAAGGGAGGGAAGGGAUUGGGAAAGGGAGGAGCAAAACGACAUCGUAAGGUCCUUAGAGAUAACAUUCAGGGCAUUACUAAGCCGGCAAUUCGUAGGCUUGCUCGUAGGGGUGGUGUGAAGCGUAUAUCAGGUUUGAUCUACGAGGAGACACGUGGAGUCCUCAAGAUCUUUUUGGAGAAUGUUAUUCGUGAUGCUGUUACCUACACUGAGCACGCUAGGAGAAAGACUGUUACUGCUAUGGAUGUUGUCUAUGCCCUUAAGAGGCAGGGCAGGACUCUCUAUGGUUUUGGGGGUUAGGGGUUAGAGUUUAUGGAUUAGUUAAUGUAGAUUUUAUGGAAAUUUCUGCUGCUUUAGUGUUAUUCUAGAUCUGGUUCUUAAGUUCCAGAUAUUGUAAUUUCUCCUUACAUAUCGAAGAAACAAAGUAGAAAUUACAGUGGUUCUUUUCCAGCUGA